This is a messenger RNA of Suillus subaureus, 1129 nucleotides long. RefSeq lists its product as uncharacterized. The record is from RefSeq and is a predicted model, not a curated record. The coding region runs from base 99 to 1046 and encodes 315 amino acids. Lineage: Eukaryota; Fungi; Basidiomycota; Agaricomycetes; Boletales; Suillaceae. The transcript has 2 exons.
AUCUAUAUCCUCUGGCCCCUCGACGUUACAUACGAUGACCGUCGUUUUAUCCUCGCCUCAGAGCCCAAUUUCAGGUGGUCCGCUACCUCAAUACGGGUAUGGCUCUGAUCAUACCUUUGAUCACCUUAUUCAGGACAACCCCUUCUUGUUUCGGGUAUAUACUCCGAAGCAACGCUCCCCAUUCUUUGAUGCUACCGAGCCCUACUUUGUUGGCCAGAAGUACAACGAGCAAUAUAGAGAGGCCGCAGAGCGACUUCGACAGCCAUUUACAGGCAAAGUCAGUAGCUUCAACGAGCAGUUAUGCGGAUGUUGCCCAGCACAUGGACUGGACGCAGAGACACAUGUCUCCUUAUAUCUCGACUACGUUCAGCUUCGCCUGGGCUAUUUGGGAGGCUUCCCGCAGGUACCGGGUUGGUCUCAAGCAUGACAUUGAAAUCGCCAUCAUCGAUGCACGUCAGCUCGCCGGUCGAGCUGCGACCGCUCUGGAGCUACUAAGAAAGGGCACACCCAAUGAAAGACAUCUGGACUACUGGAAGUGGUACAGAUUCGCAUUGGAGUCGCAAGACGUCCUUGUUCAUGGAUCUAUCCCCGGUUCGGCUGUUCUAGCCUCAGUCCCCCUUCUAAGCAUCAUCGACAAACUCCCGUCAUACUUCCUCCGCCAAGAUACCGUUGUCGAUAAGCGGUCGUCUUUAUCGCAGUUUAAUAUCUUAUCAUGGGAUACCAUGGAUCGCAAGCCUAGUUUCCGCCAGUUCUGCCAAGAUAUGUCGGAUCAGUUCUUGCACCUUCCCACUGAGCAUCGUCUUCGCGAUGCAACUGGAAGCUCCGUUCGCUUGGCAAUGACAUUUCUGCGUCCCUGGUUCCAUAGUGUUGUCGUCGACGAUUUUACUGAAGCGACUGAGACAGUCUGCAGCCUUGCCUUCAUAAUUGCGCAAUGGCCAGCUCAGUGGUGGUCACGAGACCACACCGAGAUGUGGGAUGUCAUUCGCUCCCUCGUCCAAUCUGUCGGCGAAGAAGUUCGAGAGAAGCAGAAGGGAGUAGGCGGUUGAAGAGGUUCGGAGAUUGCAAGGGGUGGUUUCCAACCUUGAACGUGUUGUACAAGACUACGAAGAGGCUGAAGUUGCUUCAUCAG